CCAACCAUUUCUGUAUACCGGUAAAUAUGAGAUUAAAAUCUGACAUGGUACACUCAAUAUAGUUUUCACAACGUAUUACAUUUGAUCACUAGAUUUGACCUUGACCUUAUACUUUAGACAUAGAAAUCAAAUGGCAGCUGAUCUCCCUAUCUGUCAUCUUCAAUGGAACUUUGUAUAUGGUUGCAUUGUUAAAUUUAAUUAACGAUUUUGACCUUAGCGUAUAACCUUUUGACCCGAAACCAAUACUAUACCUUCCUUGCUGUCACCAAUGCACUAUGUAUAAGACCGAUAGCUGGACUGUUGCGUAUUUGUUCCGGAUUCACGUACCCCCACACGCACAAACACGGACAAAUUACCAUAUCCUCUGCAAUUUUGUUGCGAGGGGAUAUGUAUCUGCGAAUAUUUAUGUUUUGUUCAAAUUUUGUUCUCGGAUGAAGCAGUGGACGAUGAGUAAAGUGAGAAGAGCAUUGUAUUGUGUUUAUUCACAAAAAUAUUUGGCGCGAGUUCAGGUGACAGUUUUCAAGUGUUUUUUUUUUAAAGGUUUUCUCUUUCCACUAUUCAUGGAACAGUCAUAUUAUUCUAACUCAUGCUUCAAAUCUGUGGGUUUCUAUGCGGUCAUAUUCAAUCAAUCAAACGAUUUUCCAGAUGUAUGCCUACACUAAUCAAUACAAGCAAUUGCCAAAAUCAUCGAUCUAAAUACAAUAUUAAACGGGUGUAGAGUGUCUGAGAAAGUAGACUUAGUUGGGAAGAUUUGUCGAUGCCUCCUUCGUUCAAACCGACAAAGGCCUUGGACGGAAUUGAGCGCCCCGAUCUGUUUAUUGAGCUGUCAGUGGUGUUUGCUUGCUGUACUAAUAUGCCAUUAGAGAACGGGGUAUCCCCACAUUGAGAGUGAGCGUCAGGAGUAUGACUUUAUGCACUCCAACAACAUAACGACGCUUACGGCGCCGUUUGGUACUAACGAUACCCCAAACAUAUCGUACAAAAUCAUAGGGGGUAAGCCCGUCCAUGUCAUAGAAAGCUUACAGCCACAGAGACUGCAGGAUUCUACUGUUUACACGGGACCACGGAUUCAUAAUUUAGACGGUGUUACAAUCAAACCAAACCAGGUGAAUCCAAGAGUUUUGAACGAGAAAGCCAAGGGAUAUUACAGUGCACAACAGCAUGAUGACCAUAACGAAGAGAAAUACACUGGGCUUCCAAAGUUAGUGACAUUGGACCAAUUUUCUUCUCAAGUUCACGGGAAACCCACAUAUUCAAACCCAGUAACGUACAGGGGACCGAGACCAGAUUCCAAAACACUAAACCCUUUCCCUAAUCUACCUCCAAUAGAGGCCAAUCGCGGCAAAAAUCAGAAAUCUACAGUUUUCGCAGAGAAGGAGGCUUGGAUUCCGUCGGCUGUUGGAGAACCAAAGCUAUCCACUCAAACGGAGUACAAACUUCAGUACGAAAACGGACGGCCUAACAGUGAAAGGUACGAACCCACAUAUCAAAAUAACAAUUCUGACUUUGUGAAUCAGAACGAUCCCAGGAAAGCCUACAGCGAGACCGGAGGCCCAACAAUGGAGAGGUCAUUCAAAGACUCUAUGUUGCAUCUAUUACCACCGGAACCAUUUCUACCCUCCGACCCGGUCAAGUACUCAAGCGAGCAGCGCCAGCGACUGCUGGAUCUUACCGCCGAGGAAAUGAGAGGAGUCUCCACCGACAGACUGAAGGGGGCAUACCAUCUCUUGUCCAGAAUUGACAGACAACUGAAUGGAUUUUGUCAGUUUGAAAAUGUGAAGGAAAUCCUGAAGCAGGAGAGGGCUGACCCAAGUGAGAGCACGUUGAGGCUUAUCGCAGCCAUGUGUGUGGUUCCAAAAGUACAGAAUAUGGUCAACUACGAAGACAUUAUUACGUUUCUGAAUGAAGCAGUCCGAGUAACACAGAAUGGCCCGUCCGACACUAGUCGACAUCAGUAUUUCAGGGACCAGAACGGAGGGUCCUCAGUUAAGCCCAUCUCAAUACCCAGAGAAAAAGAGACGGCGCUGCUUCUUCAUAAAACAGCUCAACAACUAGGAACCAGUAAAAUCAACAUAGAGACUCUUAUCAGAACGUUCCAGCUCUACGACCACGAGCGAACAGAAAUGUUGUCAGCCAAUGAGAUUAAGAACGUUUUAUUCGAUAAUAAAAUCCAGUUGUCUGAAUCACUUACCGACGAUAUCCUAGCAAAGAUGUCGGAUGCAAAUCGAGACGGCAAAUACAAUUGGAGACGGUUUGUGGACUUCCUCGAGCGCGUGCAGCCCGCGAGAACUGGAUUGGAAAUCACUUACAACAAACGACCCUUAGAAUACGCAAAACAGUUUCCCCAGCCAGUCGACUCCUGGCCGCGGGCGAGGGAAUCCCCCCGGUAUUCAUCGCCCCCUCCUGCCAAUAACUACCAGUAUGGAUCGAGGUCUCCACUAUCACCCAGAAAGAACACGAGUUACUCGAACAGUUCUCGAAUCGGCGGUCCCUCGGGCCCCAGCAAUGAUAUCUGGCGAAAAAUCCAGGAUAUCGAGGACGAAAUUAGAAAUUUAGAGCAAAAUAACCAGCCCAAUAAAAAUCGCCAAUCUGAGAAGGAUAUCUAUCAUCGCAUAGCUACUGUCCAGGAUGAGAUCAAUGACUUAGAAUUCAGCAAUAAGUUUUUAAAACAAGGUAUGGAAUCCAAUGCAAGGGGUGACUCCUGGGAGGCAAAGCUGAUACAACUAGGGGGACAGCUGUACAGGCUGAACGAGACGCGCUACAGGUCCAGUGGAGUCCUGCCAUUUGAGUUUAUUGUGGAUCAGACAACAAAGUAUAAUGAGAAUGCCAGAAUGGGUCUACCUUAUGACGUCAUAUACCGACUUGCUCAAAGAUACAGCAACGAUCGUAACCAAGUAGAUAUUGAUAGGUACCUAAACGACUUAGGAAACGAUAGAACUUGGUACGCCAAAUAACCUUUGGGAAGCUAGACUGUCAGUGCUGCCAAAUUUCUCAUUGAAUAUGUUUUCAUCACAUCUCUCGAUCGUCAUCCCCUGCAAACUUCACUACAAACAGACACCGUGUAUGUUAAUUUACUAAAUGCCAUGAUGUUUAUAAUCUCUCUCUUUGUAAAUUAACAAGUAUUUCGGAAUUUCGAAGUCUAUAUAUUGAAAUAAAAUGGAUUCAGAAUGCAUUUUCGAUGCAUAAUACUUCUAAUUCAAACGGAAGUUUAUGCAUAGUCGAAGAAUUGAAUUAGAUUCAUUUCUAAAUAUUAGACAGGUGUACUAGUUUCCAAUCAAGUUUUCUCGCGAUGUAACGUUUUGUAAAAAUAGAGACAGCAGAAUUGCCGAUGUAUUUAACACAAUACGGACACAACCCUUACUCUUGUAAUAGGGAAUGAAUCUUUACAAAAUCUUGUUUUUAAUUUCUGUGAUUGAUUUUUCCGAUAGACGUCCAUGUUUUAGACUGUGAUAUUUUUCUCAUGUUAUACUGUCUCUUCUAGUUUAGAAAUGUUGUGAAAGUUUAUAUAUCCCAUUGAUUAAUGUCAAAGAGCUUUAGUUUUUAUUUAUUUAAGUAAUAGCGGUUGUACAAGAAUUUGUAUGUACUGAGAUACACUUUACAUUAUGUUUCUAUUUGAAGCCAAUUGUUUCAGGGAAUGUAAACACGUGAUUUUGUGGAAACUGAUGUCGACAAAAUAGUUAUGAAAUACCUGCGAUGGUUUAUAUUUUUAUUGUCUUGUACAGUAGUUCAAAGUUCUGUGAUAUUUUGGAUAUAUUUAUACUAUCAUGAAUAUUUAUUGAAUAAAAGUUAGAUUUUACAUCAA
Ostrea edulis (European flat oyster) is the source of this 3802-nucleotide messenger RNA. RefSeq lists its product as uncharacterized. The transcript is spliced from 15 exons. Bases 912 to 2954 code for a protein of 680 amino acids. NCBI's taxonomy places the organism in Eukaryota, Metazoa, Mollusca, Bivalvia, Ostreida, Ostreidae. The record is from RefSeq and is a predicted model, not a curated record.